Messenger RNA from Ochlerotatus camptorhynchus, 409 nucleotides. Its product is annotated as migration and invasion enhancer 1-like. Gene Ontology annotation, biological process: positive regulation of filopodium assembly; negative regulation of apoptotic process. Gene Ontology annotation, cellular component: cytosol. Bases 45 to 359 code for a protein of 104 amino acids. The record is from RefSeq and is a predicted model, not a curated record. Lineage: Eukaryota; Metazoa; Arthropoda; Insecta; Diptera; Culicidae. The transcript has 2 exons.
AAACGCGGGUGUUGGUGUGCUGUAAGCUUCGUGUGUGGAAAAUCAUGGAAAAAGGCGGUGAUAAAUCGAAUCAGGUGCGGGUGGACAUUGAAUAUUGCAACAUCUGCAAUUCCAAACCCCAGUGCCUGGAACUGAGCCACCUGAUCAAGGAGCGCAUCCCUGGUGCCCAGGUAGCGUGCAAAAUCGGCCGUCGAGGUUCGUUCGAGGUGCAGAUCAAUGACAGCCUCGUCCACUCGAAGCUGAACUCGCUGGCUUUCCCGGACUACGAGGAAGUCGUAACUAAUGUGAUAGCCGCCAAGGAAGGCCGCCCGGUGGCCAAGGUUAAAGAACAACCCAUCACGGAUUGUGUUGUUCAGUAGGAUUUCGGAUUCAAUCAAAGGUAAGUGUCCUUACAACUCCAAUAAAACCA